This is a messenger RNA of Cladocopium goreaui, 12550 nucleotides long. The record is from the annotation of a GenBank genome assembly. NCBI's taxonomy places the organism in Eukaryota, Dinophyceae, Suessiales, Symbiodiniaceae.
UGUCAAACCUUCCGUGUUCCCAUGUGGAUCUUUCCCUUGCUGGCGCUGGCGCUUGCCGAGCGCGACGGCAGCAGCUUGCUGCAGCGCGUCGAGCUUCUCAGUCAGUCUGCAACAUUCAGCUCACCGCAGUUCCAAGCACUUCUCCCAGUGAUGGAUGCCACCUUGAAGCCCAUUGAGGAAGCCGGGAUGCCGCUGGAGAUGUGCAAAAGGAUGGCGGCAGCCGUGUCGAAGUCUCAUGGGACGAUAACGCGCAAGGCGUUGAUCCACACUGGCUUUCUGUCGAAAGAGCGCUAUGGAGGAAGGUUCGCACUGCCUGAUGACUGGGUGGAGACAUCAAGGAAAUUGCGGCUGCUGCCGCUGUCAUUUUUGGCCACACAAAACUUGAAGAAUACAAAGAUGAUUUUUUGGGCCAAUGCAGAUCCAUCGCAUCCUUCGUUGCAAGAGAUCUUCGCACCGCUGAGAAAUUACAGCGACUUCAUCGAACUGAGGAGAUUCGAUCCAAACAGCGAGAUGGCCAAAAUAGCAGCGAAGUUCGCUCCCAAGGGGGAGGCUGUCACAUUGACCGCUCGACUGUUGAAGAUCUUCAAAUCCCUAUCUCAAAUCACCUCCAAGUCGGACAUCAUGCGAACGGUGCUGUUGUACAACUACGGUGGCCUCUGGAUGGACAGCGAUGUGCUAAUGAUCCGAGAUUUAGCUCCGCUGUUGGAGGAGGACUGGGUCACGUUGCUACAGGCGAAAUGGGUGAACCAGGCCAUAAUUUCAGUGUCGAAGCCCGGCUCACCCUUCAUCACAGCAUAUCUGAAGAAGAUCUUGGAGGCGGGCAUCCAGCAACGAUGGGGCUUCUAUGGACCUUGGACGGUCACCCCGAUGGCGAAGGAGAUGGAGAAGCACGUGGCCAAUCGCACCUUUCACAUCUUGCCACGGUGUUUUUUCGAGGGCGGCUUUCCGGGCGAAACCGCCCUUUUGGAGGAUGAUGAGAAUUCCACGCUCUGGAAUGAUUUCUUCAUCCAAAAUUUGGACAUGACCUUACUUCAAGACGUGAAACACCUGAACUAUGUCGACCCGAGCUUUACAGGGCACACUGCGUUCGGAUAUCAUUGGCAUAACCGCUGGAAUUUCUCAAUCGUGAAUGGUUCCCUUGCUGAUCGAGCAGAGAAACUCUAUUGCAACUCGGCUGAGUUUUCUUUUGAAGGUGACAUGGUCUCAAUUGACCGGACCGUGGUGAUUUGGAACAUGCCACCUACUGUCUGUUGGAACGUGAACUUGGAGGAACGACAUGAGCCUGAAAAGUACCGAGGCGCUUGGGCAAAUCAUAGCUACUUCCCAUCGCCCCAAGAUUGGCGCAGCUUAUCCAUCUACCAGCUAAUCACGGACCGCUUCGCGGAUGGUGACCCGCGCAACAACGAGCUCUUCGCCUCGGGCUUCGACGUGCGCGACAUGACCUACCGCCACGGCGGCGAUUUCGUUGGCGUGACGGAGAGGCUCCCCUACAUCAAGGGCUUAGGAUGUCGUGGCAUUUGGAUCUCGCCAGUUUUUCAGAACGGAUACAAUUCCUACCACCAGUACUCCCAGUUGGACUUCACGUUGCUGGACCAACGGCUGGGCAGCAAAGCGGAGCUGCGGCAACUCACGGAGCGAGCGCAUCAGCUGGGGCUCUACGUCAUUGUUGAUGUGGUCAUGAACCACAUGAGCAACGAGUUCUUCUUCGAGGGUCACCGCAAAAAUCGCGCACCCUGGCGCUUCCACGAGACGGAGGGCGGCCUCCGAGAGUAUCUUCUGCGGCCCAGGAAGUCGGUGGAUGAGUUGCAUUGGACGCCUGCAGGGCGACAGCCAUAUAUGGAUUUCUGGUACAACAACACGUGGGAUCCAGAUGCUAAGUAUCCAGGCACAGUCUAUGGUCAACACGGAGAAGCACGGGAAGACGAAGGUCGAGGUACAUAUUCCAGCAGCGACUUCCAUCAUAACGGAGAUCUGCAGGACUACUACGAUCCUUUCCAAAUUCACUAUGGUAAACUCUACGGCACCAUGGACGACUUGCGUCUGGAACAUCGUCGCGUGCAGGCAAAAUACAUCGCCAUGACGAAUGCCUUGAUCUCCAGCUGCGAUGUGGAUGGCUUUCGGGUGGACACCCCCAUGCAAGUGCCGCUGGUUUUCUAUAAGGCUUGGGUGCCUGCAGUGAAAGCACACGCCAAAAGUCUUGGCAAAAAGAGCUUUGGCAUCUUCGGGGAGUUCUACGUCACGCCGGAGCGCUACGCGACGAUGACCGGCCGCGGCCGGGACCACGCCAUGUAUGGAACAAAUCAAUACAUCGAUGGGCCUCCUACCAUGAACGGAGGUAUUGUCUACUCCUAUUACUGGUACAUGUUCACCGCGUUCGUCUAUGGCAAGCCACAGUAUGCGGAUGGUUUCGCCUUAGCCUAUGAAGAGGAAAGCAACAUGCUGGACACCUAUGACCAGGCCUCAGGUCAGAGACGCUACUCCAUGUGGAACUUUUGCAACAACCAUGACAAUUGGCGGAUGCAGAGCAUGACCAGCACUCAGCAUUUCUUCGUUUGUUUGGUGAUCAUCACCUUUUGGCCUGGCAUCCCACUGCACUACGCUGGAGAUGAACAGUUUGUAGUAGCCAUGGUUGAGUAUGCACCCUGUAUCAGGGCUCUGGUUGGUGGAGAGCGAAUCUCCUGCGGACGUCUCACUUACUCCUUGUUGAAUGUCAGAGUUGCUCGGCCGAUGCCGCGACCAUUGCUGGUAGCUGAUGAGGCAUAUCAUGUCAGCCUUACUCAGCUUUGGGAGACGGCCGAAGUGGUUUGGAUCCAAGGACCUUUGUCGCAACAACGACUGCAGCAACGUGGCUUGUUUGGAGUUGUCGUGAAAUCUGCUCCUGACCAGCUCGGUCAUUGCAGGUAUCGUCACAUCCACCCGAAUGAAUGUGGAAUCCUGGUGGGCCAAGACCCCACCAUUGACUUUGGUGACAACCCAUUGUUAACGUUGUCUGCAGCAGGUCAGAUUGCAUCACCUUUGCAGGCUGCCUGGAUCGGGGCACAUGUCAUUGGACAUUUUGAAGAGCUGCAACGAGGCAUCCGUCAAUUCUCUCCCAUUGACCACUUGCAUGCAUUGCGAACCCUUCUGAUUGCCAAGAGUCAGGCCAUUUGGCCCUACCCUGACUAUGUGAGAGCACAUGAACAUGGUGAUGACAUUUGUAGAUGGGCUCCUUUUGUCUUGGAUAGGAUUGAUGCCAUCCUGAUGUCCGAUCAGUGGGAUUUCCUGAUGUCUGAGCACUGUCUAGCUGGUGUUUUGCGGCAGCUUCAAGAGUCCCCGCCACAGCCUUGUGAUGACAGGAUCCCUUUUGGCUCAAUGCAGGUCGAUGCUGAUGGCCGACUCGAAACGAUCAGUGUUGCCAGUGAGGAACCAGAGCCAGAAAUUGCAACUGCCCAUGAGGAACCACCGAUUUUCCAUGUGGUCCAGGUUCCGCCUGACUGUGCAGCAGUGCUCUACCCACCAGAUGUAGCAAUUGCCCAUGUACGCAUUGCACCUGGCACGACCGUCAGACAAUUGCUUGAAGCUGAAGGUCAAUUGCAUGGUUUUGAUUGGACAGCCGUCACAGUCUUCAAGUCUGAUGGGUCUCUGUGGGCCAUGCAUGACGUCAUUGUCCCAGGCCAACUGGCCCAGUUUUGUGUCGUCCCAGGUCCUGUCCCUGCACCGGGUCAUGGCAAGUCGAUAAGCUCUGAGGGUUUCCCAGGGAUUUUAGGUCAGGGACCCAUGCAAGCUGGUUCUGAACGAGUGUCUGACACCCACGAUGCCGGUCAUCAGGUCUGCCUGUAUGUCCCAAGGUCUGUGUCAUCGAUUUUGGGCCCCUUGCCCCCUGCCAUGUCUUCAAGUGUCUUGUCGCCUGCCGAGAUGUCAACCAUUGGGUCAGGUGACCACAGAGAAGUUUGCCAAAGUGAUGCUUCAGAGCCGCGGGAUGGGAACAAAGUUUCACCUGGGGAAUGUGGGCUACUCCCCUUCAAAUUGCCCACGGAGGUAUCCCGACUUUUGCCCGAGGGGCCAUUCAUGACACCUCAAGAACAGCAAAUUGAGAUUGCCAUGCAUCCUGAAAAGGCCAAAGAUGCCUUGCCGGCUCCUGAACAUGAUGAUGGUGUUCCAGUGUCCCAUGCAACCGAUGCUGGAGAAUGUCGUGGCUCAGGCCAUGGAAGUGUAAGUGAUCCCAUCCCUUGCCAAUUGCCUGUUGAGGGAAGUCCGCUGGCAGGCCGACCCAAAGAACAUGCUUUGCAAGAUUGGGGUCAUGGUCUUGUCUUUGCUUGCGUCCAUGCCGGUCCUGCAACACAGGUGACUUCAGCACGUCAUGUACAUGUCAAGGAUGAGUAUGAUGGGGAAUGUGGGCCACUCCCCUGUUUAAUGCCCACGGACGCAGCUCAACGCCUGAACACAGGUGGCCCAGAUGGAGGUGUGAUUGAUCUCCUAAUGCCACCUUUGACUGGCAGAGGCAUUUUCUCUGAGGGGUGGCCUGUGCCUAUGACCUCUGGGCCUCGUGCCAGUACGAUGCCACAGGGAAAUACAAGAGUUGACUCAGUCCAGCGCGCUCAUGACCAUUGCCAAGCCCAGUGCAGGAGUUACCUACCUGGUGAACUCACUCACACGACAGAGGAUGCUCAGCUUGUCAUUGGGGAAUGUGGGCCACUCCCCUUCAAAUUGCCCACUUUUUCCACUCUUGAUGUGCGAUGUGUUGAUGGUCUUGGCACAUGCCCUGGUGACAUCAAUUUUGGAGGCCAAAAUUUUCAGGGUGGUGCAACCUUUGUUGACAGGCCAUUGUUUUCCUGGCCCACAGAUGAGUUUCUGACAGGCCGACCAGUUUCUGGUGUGCCAGAUGGUGGUGUCCAAACUUUGCUGGCACAAAAAAUGUCCGUGACUGAACGCAGCAUGCUCCUUGAGAUUCAAGGCUACCAAUGGGCUGAUGAUGAGAUUCGGUGGUACCUUGACCACUUGCUGUCCCGCCUGCAGCGCUCACCCAAUGGCACACGUGCAAACCGGAAAUGGACAAAGAUUGACCCCUUGGUUUUUGCUGAUUGGAUCGUCCAUGGGGGAACAAGAUGUGCCGCGUGGGUUCUUUCCCACUGCCUCUUGCCUGAGGCCGUGAUCACAGUUGCCCAUGUCCAACACCACUGGAUUCCCAUCGUCAUUGUUAUUGGGCAGGGAGACUUACAUUUUCACACAUGGGAUCACCCUGCUAGUGACCAUACCAGUCUUGAACAGGUGUUCACACAGAUCGCAGGUGCCAUGAACUUGCCGGGCUUUGUGCAUGUGCAGUGGCCUCGGGUUGUCGAGGUGGAGGGGUGCUGUGGAUCACUGGCAGUGGCUUUUCUUGCCCAUUUCAUGUUUGACUGUCCUCUUCCAAGCAAUCAUGCUGAAGUUUUGACCCACCAUGCACGUUUGCGGGCGCAGUUUUUGGCUGCCCUUCAACACCGCACUGAAUGGAUCCAGCCCAGCCUCUGGGCCAGUGGCCUUGCCAAUCAAGCUGAACAGGAGUUGGCCCCCGUCUUGAUUGAUCAUGGAGUCCCCCAAGAGCAUGCAGGGACGCGAGCCGAAGCAGCAGUCCGUGCCAUUGGCGCACAGCAGGUGCUUGAUGCCCUGGGAUCCCGGAUUCCUUGGAAACAACUGAAGACGUUGGGUAAUCAAUCCAAGUUCCAGUUCUUGCUUCCAGCGGAGCUUCAGUCCAAAGUUGCGUCAGCAGCCGGGAAGGGAGCCAUUGGUCGCCCUAAAGGUGGUAAGAAAAGCAAGAAGACGCCACCUGAACUGACUCCUGUGAGUCUUGACCCAGCCAAGUUUGCGAUUUCAGCCGGUGUCUUCCAGAGCAAUUCUCAGCCUUUGCACCAAAAACCUUUGAAGGCGGUUGGUCCAGCCACUGAAGGCGUUGUGAUUGUCACUCAGGCCGAAGCUGCACCGUACCUGGCACAGGGCAAGACAGUGUCGAACUUGCCCCUGGCCCUGCUAGUUCUGCAAAGCACCAUGGCUGAGGUGACAACAACGCUGCCGCAUCAGGCAGUCACGGUGCCAUGCCAUUGUGUGGUUAAUCAGGAACCCAUGCUGAUUGACAUGAUCAUGGUUCAGAUUGGCUCAGGCAUGGUUGAGAAAACCCAGGCAUCCCGUAAGAUUCACAUUGACACUGUUGAGGUAGGCACUUUGCGGAUCACGGUCUUCCCUGAUGAAAUUGAAGGAACAUGGGAUCAUUUGACCCAAGGGCCCAUGAAGUAUGUGGUUCAUCAUUUCCCUCUGUUGCGCAUGUGCCGAGAACCUGGGUGCCAAUGUCCUCAUUGGCACAAUCAUGAAAAGAUUGAUACCAAAGAUGCGCUGGUUGAUGUUUGGCGGCGCCAAUACCUGCGGAACGGCUACAAGCCUGAACCACCAAGUAGUGCCACCAUGUUUGCUGUUAGCAUCCGGGUGCCCAGUUGUCUGGUCUUACCGUUGCUCAAGCUCAGUGGAUCAGCCGGCAUCUACGUUGAGCCAAGAUCCCUUGACUCCCGAACAGUUCAUGAAGAUUAUGCCAUUGUGUGGCUGACGCGUUUGCAGCCAGCUGCUCUGAAUCACCUGUGCCAAACCAAUCCCACGGCCAUCGGCCUCGCCCGAGUAGGGGACCGAGUUGGGUUGAGAACCCUGGCGACCCAUGCCAGUGAGCUGUCAAAAGCAGUUCGACCAGAUGCAGUCUACCUGCCAGCUGGCCCUAAGCAGCAAUUCCUGGCAGGUCCUUUUCCGUUUGGAACAGACCGGGGCAGCUUGACCAAAGCCCUGCAGCAGAUCGAUUGGGAAGCCCGGCCUUUACAGCCGCUUGCCUCAAUUGACAACAAAGGUGCAAUGUGGCUCAUACAGGCCAAUGAAGAUCCACCAGCUUCAUUGCUGUCCAUGGGCCACGGGGAUGUCAUGAUUUCAAAACAUAAGGGCCCGAGGGAUGCCAAGGAAUCCAAAGCCAGGCCAGUUGCCACGCAGGCCACCAUUGCUUUGUGCAACACGCAGACUUCCCAUGCCACUCCCCCAGAUCCCUGGUCAACUGCUGAUCCUUGGGGAGGAUAUGCACCGUCCAGCACUGGCCAAACUGAUGCCUCCGACGGACUGAAGCAGCUUGAAGCCAAGAUCCAACAGGCGGUACUGGCUAGCAUGCCGGCAAGCUCCAAUCAGAUGGAAGUUGACGACGUCCCGGACAGGGUCCAGAUGCUUGAACAGCAGAUGAGCAACAUGAUGCAAAAGCAUGCCCAACUUGAGGCAACAGUCACCGACCAUGCUGCCCGGCACACCGCUCAGUUGGGCUCAGUCCAACAUCAGCUGCAAACCCAGGGUGCUGAACUGAGGGGCCAUAUCGAGUCCCAGCAGCAGAACUUGCAAGCCCUUUUCGAAAGCCAGAUGUCGCAGAUUCGACCAAGAUCCAAAGUGACGCCUCGAGAUUUCUGCAUUGGGUGUUUCAACCCUUCAGGGUUGGCGGGGAAAGCUCAGGUGAUUAAUCAGUAUUUGAGCCAUGGUGAUCUGUGGUCCAUUGCUGAGACCCACUUGACCACAAAAUCAGUUUCUUCAUUUCGUAGAGGUCUCCGAGUCACUCAAUCGCCAUACCGGUAUUUGAUCACCGGUCAUCCUGUUCCUGUACGUGCACAUUCUCAAACUUCUGGGGGCUGGAAGGGAGUUGCUGCACUGUCGAAGCAUCCGACACGAGCCUUGCCUGUCGCCUGGGACCCUGACAUUAGUGCCUCUAGCAGGGUUUUGGUCACAUCCACUUUGCUGCAUGACAUGUGGGUUACCAUGGGAACCAUGUAUGGUGAAUCGGCGGGAACAUGGCAUCCACAAUACCUUCAUCACAAUGAUCAGCUCCUGCAUGCUGUAGCCACGCAGGUUUGCCUGUACUCCACUGGGCUGAGAGUUGUUGCAGGCGAUUUCAAUUUGAAAGAACAUGAUGUGGCAGCGUUUCAGAUCCUUGAAUCAGCAGGCUUCCGUGAUAUUCAAUCCAUUGCCAGCGAUCGCUGGGGACAUCAGAUCCAAAACACUUGCAAGUGCUCAACAAGGGUUGAUUUCAUGUACAUAUCUCCAGAGUUACAAACUCUGUUGAUGUCUGUUGAGAUUGACGACACCACAUGGCCUGACCAUAGUGUGUUGCAAGCUCGGUUCCGUGGCAGUGUUCAUGACAUCCCUCGUUUUGUUUGGAAACAGCCCCAAGAGCUGUCUUGGCCCCAAUUUGCAUUUGAUCCCAUUGAACCUGUAGCCAGCGGCCAUGCAACCAGACGCUACGCGGCUUUUUGGCAUGAGGUUGAAAGUGCAGCUGAUGCUGCCAGCAAGGUGCCCAUCCCUCAGGCUAGUCGUGGCCGUGCCCAGACUAUGGCUCCUCAGAAGGUUGUUGGACAGACACAUGCACCAAUGAAAGCACCCCGUGCUGGUGAUUUGGCCCCCAAUUUCACUGGGAUGUCAGUUCAGCAUGCGCACUGGUAUAAGCAAGCACGCCGACUUCAGGCGUAUGUCCGUUUCGUGCGAUCCAGAAAGCCUGAAGCCGACCCAUGCCAUGCGGCCAAUGUAUGGAAUGCCAUCACCAGGGCCAAGGGGUUUGAUCCAGGUUUUAGUGAAUGGUGGUUGACAACUGAACAUUCAGUUCAUGGUGCCCCUGCCGAAUGCCCCAGGGUCCCUCCCAACCAUAUAGUUGCUGAAGCGAUGUAUGCCUCGUUUGUUCUGGCCUUUCGACAUUUGGAAAAGAAACUGCAUGCCACAAGCCGAGCCACCGCCAAGGCCAAGCGGCUUGCAUCACCGCAGCUGAUCUUCCAGGACAUACGGGGAAUUGGAUUAGACAGUGUUGAUCUGCUUACCCAGCCUUUACAGAGCAAGAUCUGCUAUGUUGAUGAUGAUACCCAGUGCCUUCAUCUUGACACGGCAUGCCAGUGGGACCUGACAAAACCAAUCUUUGUCAACGGCCAACCGCUGAACAUUGUGCAUUGUGAAGACAAGUGGGUCUGGGUUGACCAGCCUGUUCCAGAUGCCUGCGGAUCCCUGUGUACCCAGGUACGCAUGGUUGGUGCCAUUGAGGAGCUUUUUGCUGAAUUCCAGAGCACAUGGACUGCCCGAUGGCAACGCCAUUUGAAUGUCCCUCUGAGCCAGUGGCAUGAUAUCCUGGCUUUUGCCAAACGCCAUGCACGCCCAGUGCCAUGCCAAUCACCGUCACUUAACCUGCCCAGGUUAAAACAUGAGAUCAAACGCAAGAAAGCCAAAACCUCUAAAGGCCUUGAUGGUGUUACAUUGUCUGAUUUCCGAGCCAUGCCCGAUGGCGUUUUGCAGAGCAUGUGCAGCUUUUAUGCCUUGGCCGAAGCCACUGGUGAGUGGCCCGCACAACUGACGGCGGGGAGGGUUGUGUCACUUGCAAAAACCACCCAACCACGCACAGCGGCCGACUUUCGGCCCAUCACUGUGCUUAGUGUCGGGUAUAGGCUGUGGUCUUCCUACCACUCCCGAAACAUCAUAGCUGCCCUUGAUGAGUGGCUUCCCCCAGGCCUCCACGGAUCCAGGGUUGGGAGUCAUGCAAGCCAAGUUUGGCAUUCGAUGCUUAUGACCAUCGAGGAAAGCCAUGAUUGCGGAAUUCCCCUGUCAGGUGUUGUUGGUGACAUUGUCAAAGCCUUCAAUUGUUUGAGCCGGCCAGUGAUUUUCGAACUUGCUGGUAUGAUGCGUCUACCCAUGCAUGUCUUGACAGCUUGGGCUGGUUGCACCAUGCAAAUGGCCAGAUACUUUGAGGUUCGGCAGAACUUUUCUCCUGCCACCAUGUCGGUCACGGGCUUUGCUGAGGGUGAUGGUCUCUCAGUACUAGCGAUGAUCCUGCUUGACUGUGUGCUCCACUGGUGGAUGGAUGAACUUAGCCCCCACUGCACUACACUGAGUUUUGUGGAUGACUGGCAGCUGCUUGUCAAAGACCCCCAGUUUGUCAAAGGUGCCAUGGAACGCCUUGCGUCAUUCUGUGCUAAGGUGGACCUGCAGCUGGACAAGAAGAAGACUUAUGUUUGGUGCUUGUCAGCAGAGGGCAGACGACAGUUGAAGCAACAUGGCUACCGUGUUGAACAUGGGGGGCGGAACCUGGGGGCCCACUUGCAGUUGACGUUGCAACACACUAAUCACACCCUUCAGACCCGUGCAAAUUCCCUACAUGACCUAUGGGAUCGUUUGCGUUUGUCACCGUGCCCUUACAAACUCAAAGUCCGGGCGCUGACCACAGCAGCAUGGCCAAAGGGUCUUCACGGUGUUGCAUCCACCGGUAUUGGCCGAAACAUAAUCCAGCGGUUGAGGUCAGGAGCUGUCAGAGGACUCCAAGCAGAUGGGGCGGGGUGCAACCCCUGGAUUCAGUUGGGCUUGAUCGAACAUCCCUCUUGUGAUCCUGGGUAUUGGUCCGUGCUUCAAACCAUCCGAAGCGUGAGGGACUGCGCUGCGUUGGACUUUGUUCAGCCAGUCCUGACUCGACUUGCGUGGGAAGGUACCAAUAUGCCUGGUAACUCCAUAACCCAGACUUUGUUGACUCGGAUUCAGGUUCUGGGGUGGUCUGUCCGUGCUGAUGGUUUGAUUGAAGACUUCCUCGGCCCUUUUUGCCUGUUCGAAUGUACUAUGGGUGAAAUUGAUUUCCGGGCUCAACUCUCGUGGCAGGCGGUGGUGUCCCAACAAGUCGCCCACCGCCAGGGCUUCAAAGACUUGCAUCUUGCUGAUGUGCAGGGUACACGUAAAUGGCUUGCUUCUCAAUCACCUGAAGAAGCUGGUUUGUGUCGUAAACUCCUUAACGGGGCACACUUUACCAGAGAUGCACAAAGACACUGGCAGGAGGAUGAUGGGAACACUUGCCAAUUUUGCAGCUGCACUGACUCCAGGUACCAUCGUUUCUGGCAAUGUGAAGCCUUUGACUCCCACCGUGCCCACAUGGACCCCAAUGUUUGGGCGAUGAUCCCUUUCCUUCCAGAGUUUUUGACCAGCUACGGGUGGGGCCUCAGACCAGCGUGCUGGCAGAAGUAUUUGCAAGCGUUGUUGAACAUAGUGGAGUCUCCUUUUGACCUGACCCUGAUGCACCAACCGAGUGAUGAAUGGUUGGAUUUGUUCACAGAUGGUUCAUGUCACCACCCUACGCAUGCUGGGCGGUUAGCCAGUUGGGCGGUCGUUCAAGCAUGCUCUAGCAACAUUGAUGGCCAUCCCUUGUCUAAGGUUCUUGCAGCCAGUCCGCUCCAGGGUCUUCUCCAAUCAGCGUAUAGGGCUGAAAUCCGGGCUGUUUUGGAAGCCGUUCGGAUUGCUCACCACAGUCGGCUCAAAGUGCGCAUCUGGAGUGAUUAUGAAGGGGUUGUUACACGAGUUCGUGCCCUGCUGGGCAAACAAUGGAAACCAUCAGUCAAUAGUCGCCAUUUUGACCUCUGGUCCCAACUCAGUGGUUUGCUCAAUGAAUGCGGUACGGGCUGGGUUGUCAUCACCAAAGUUGCCGCACACCGUGAUCCUGAGGGAUGUGUCUCUGCUUUGGAGUCAUGGUGUUUCCUUUACAAUGGUUUGGUAGAUCAUGCAGCCCGUGCAGCACAUUUCCUUCGACCUCAGAGUUUUUGGGACAUGCACCACAGGUUCAUGCGUGACUGUGACUAUGCUGGAUUCAUCACCCACCAGAUUCGUGCUGUUCAAAUGUCCAUUAGUAAGGCGGUUGUUUUUCAUCAACAGGCUGCACAAACUGAAGGACAAGUUCACGAAGAAGCGAGGGUUGACAUUGCUCCACCACGUUCCAAUUUGCCCCAUUGGAGGGGACCACCGGAGGUGACGUGGGUGGCCAGACAGUUGUGUCAGAAGUACGGUGAACGGUUGGUUUUGUCAGUUGCGCGAUGGUUUCUUCAGGGGUUGCAGGAAGCCAAUGUUGCGCCAGGUUGGAUCAGUUUCUAUCAACUCUACACUGACUACAUGCUCUGCACAGGUGAAGGUGGUCCACUGCAUUUUGAAACAUGGGUUGACCCGGCCAUGAGGCGGGACGGCAGGACGCUUCUUAGACUCCCUGUCCCAGCCCGCGACAGUGAGAUGCCAACGGUGGCAAUGACCCACCUCGAGAACUUCCGCACCCCCGGCAGCGCUUUGGACGGCUGGGCCCGGGAAGAGCUUGGGGCCUCAUUGGCCUGGCAAGCGGUGAGACAUCAAGGUGGGGCCGGUGCCUGGGGAUGGGAGGACGAGACGUUCAGGUUCAUUGCCCGACUGAAUGCUUUGCGCAAGGCCUACUUUGGUGACUUUGGCGAAGAAGAGUGCGACCAGCUGAGAACUGCAUCGCAUUUGCUGGAUGUCGUGGCCUUCAUUCGCGGCUGUCAGAAGGACAGAAAAGUCUUGGUGGUGGCCAACUUCAAUGCGAAGGAAGCCAGAAGGGCUGAACUCCAGAGCCAUUGGACCCAAGGGGUCCUGCUCCAGGACACCGUAGAGCAGGUGGAUCCUUGGAAUGUCACUGUGGGUGUGGAUGGGCAUGUGGCAGUCAUCGUUCCAGCCAUGAGUGCCUAUGUCUUUGCCCCAAAUCCCAGGUGAUUCCAUCGCAUGGCUCACUCUUGCAGCAGAAAGG